AUGGCUUUAGCUGCCCUCCGCUCGAGUCGCAGUCUUGGGCCUUUGGUCCGCCGUCUGCGACCAGAAAGGCGCUGUAUUGCGACGGCUACAGCAUCGCCAUCAGCGCCCGCCGCCCUCGACCACGAUGGUCCGGCGCUCUCGCUACCGCACCAGAUCGACGUGACCAACAGGCGGCAGGCCAUCAAGCAAGCAAAACCCUUCUCCGACUUCCUGACGGACAAAUACAACCGCCAACAUGACUAUCUGCGCAUCAGUGUCACUGAGCGAUGCAACUUGCGCUGCCUGUACUGCAUGCCCGAAGAGGGCGUGCCGCUCUCGCCAUCGAGCCACCUCCUAACCACGCCCGAGAUUGUCUACCUCUCCGAGCUCUUCGUUUCCCAAGGCGUUACCAAAAUCCGACUCACUGGAGGCGAACCCACUGUGCGUCCCGACAUUCUGCCCUUGAUGCAGCAGAUUGGAAGUCUCAAGUCAAAAGGUCUACGUGAGCUCGCCCUGACCACAAAUGCCAUUUCGCUGCAUCGAAAACUGGACAAAAUGGUCGAAGCUGGUUUGACUGGUGUCAACAUCAGCCUUGACACUCUCGAUCCUUUCCAGUUCCAGAUCUUGACUCGUCGCAAAGGAUACGACGCCGUCAUGAAGAGCAUCGAUCGUGUCCUAGAAAUGAACAAGUUAGGCGCCGGAGUCAAGCUGAAGAUGGGCCGGGAAAAGGACAUUGAAGUACGCUUCAUUGAGUACAUGCCUUUUGGUGGGAACAAGUGGAGCGAGCGGAAGAUGUUGACCUACCAGGAGAUGCUGGACACAAUCCGUGAGAAGUAUCCCGCGCUUCGUAGUGUCAAGGGCCAUCUCAACGAUACGAGUAAGACGUACGAGAUUCCGGGCUUCGUAGGAAAGAUCGGCUUCAUCACUAGCAUGACGCACAACUUCUGCGGUACCUGUAACCGCUUACGCAUCACGAGCGAUGGCAGCCUCAAAGUCUGUCUUCACGGUAACACUGAAGUCUCGCUAAGAGAUCUUCUGCGCAAGGACAAUGACAGCAAUCCAAUGGAUGAGCAAGCGUUCCGCAAACCCUUUGAUAUUGUCGACCUUCGUAGCGCCGUCGUUUGCACGAUCGCCUUCCCGAACUGUCAAAUGGACCCAUUCGAUACCGGAACCAGUACUGAUUUGGUGGUAGCUGAGGGUAGUGGCCUGAGAGGAGGUAUUCAUAACUCCAAACACCGACCUAUGGGCUCUAGCCGCCUGGGACAAGCUGUUCCCUUACACCUCUUACACUCGAGUACACCUAGUUACCACGGAGCUCGCUUAUACUCUUCGUCCACUUCCUCAUCUCUUCCUCCAUCUCCGGAAAAACAGACCGCCGAUGAUCUCCAAAACGAUGUCACCCCGUCGCUCUUAUCGGCACCCACACCAAAUGACGGCCCCGAGUCCGGCUUUGCGAAUGCAAUUGUCGACACGCAGCCUGACAGAUCGAUUCAGGAGACCAACUCUUCCGACAGCCCUUUCGAUGGUGAUCUGUUCUUUUCAAGCGCAGAAGAAGAAGAAGAUGAGAAAGCACACGAAAUGUUGUCCUCGAUCCCCACCAUCAAGGCACAACAACAACCUGAUCCUUCAUCAGCAGAGCAACUCGUGGAUACAAACGAUGCAAAGGUUAUCCGAUUCAAGAAGGCUUCUAAGGAUCCCAAAGCUUCCCGGGCUAUCGCUAGAGAUAUAGAGGCGGCAAAGAUACAGCCUAGUGCUCUGUCCUCAACACCAGUGACUAGCAUAGAUGCCGAGCAGAACGAACCUUCUCUAGCACAGCAUUCCGCCUCCGAGACAGAUUUUCUCGACUCUGUAGUGAGCACGCCGACGACACCCUCGUCAAGCUUGAAGAAAGCAGAUACGCCUAACACCGCAACGGCCACCACACUGACACACCUCACCUCGAGUGGCGAAGCGCACAUGGUUGAUGUCGGUGGCAAGGACUUCACCGAGCGAGUUGCAGUAGCUGUAGGUUUUGUGCACUUCAGCAACAGCGAACCAUACAGACUCAUCACUCAGAACCUCAACAAGAAGGGUGACGUCCUCGGUGUUGCACGCAUCGCAGGCAUCAUGGCAGCCAAAAGAUGCUCGGAUAUCAUUCCCCUCUGCCAUCCCAUCCCCAUCACAAAAAUCACAUUGAACGUUGGAACGCUCUCGCCACAGACCGCCAGGCCUAUGAGGGCGCCGUUCAUGGGAGGCAAUCUCGUUAUUAGACAUGGUGUGGCCGCAGUGGAAGCUCGAGUGCACACUCGUGGUCAGACGGGCGUCGAGAUGGAAGCUCUCACGGCCGUGUCAGGCGCUUGUCUGACCAUCUACGACAUGUGCAAGGCUGUGGACAAGGAUAUGGUCAUCUCUGGUGCCCGUAUCUUGUACAAGGAAGGUGGUCGCUCCGGCACCUAUGUGUAUAAAGGCCUUGAGAAGCAAUCCAUCGGCGACAGAUUCAUCAACAUGGAUCAAGACAUCUUAUCGAAGGAACCCCAAGAUGAACAGUAG
Aureobasidium musti is the source of this 2508-nucleotide messenger RNA. The record is from the annotation of a GenBank genome assembly. Lineage: Eukaryota; Fungi; Ascomycota; Dothideomycetes; Dothideales; Saccotheciaceae.